Thunnus maccoyii (southern bluefin tuna) is the source of this 2360-nucleotide messenger RNA. Its product is annotated as sorting nexin-9-like. Gene Ontology annotation, molecular function: phosphatidylinositol binding; protein binding. The transcript has 19 exons. Gene Ontology annotation, cellular component: plasma membrane; cytoplasmic vesicle. The record is from RefSeq and is a predicted model, not a curated record. Bases 617 to 2182 code for a protein of 521 amino acids. Lineage: Eukaryota; Metazoa; Chordata; Actinopteri; Scombriformes; Scombridae. Gene Ontology annotation, biological process: protein transport; endocytosis; mitotic cell cycle.
UUGAUCCUAUUUUUACAGUGUUUCAGCUCCUCAUUUGCACCACUAUUUAAAAGAAAUUAUGAUUCUAUUUAAAGGUCCUGCACAGCUGCUCAGGUGUUUUUAGUCACUGUUCAGCUUGAAGCUGCUCAGUUCUGUGUUGAGGUGAUACAGGAAGCAGCGUCCUGAGAACGACAUAAAAACACACACACGUUAAAAACGUCUGCAGGUUGUCUGAGUUUUCCUGAUGGGACCUGAAGGCAGCAGCAGGUGUUUCCAGGUGUGGGGGGGUUUCCCUGUGAUGUGUUGCAGAGCAGCGCCCCCCGCAGACUGACUGAAGUGUAUAUCUGAGUGUGACCGGAGACCUCGGAGGAAACGCCCGGGGCUCCUCAGCUGUUCUGGAUCUGUGACGUCACUUCCUGUCAGUUUUGUUCUUUGAGCACCAAAAUACAGGAAGCUAUCGAAUGUACCUCCAGAGUAAAAGCACCGCAGGCAGCUUUUACUCUGACAGCAGCCACAGGAAGUGGCGUGCGCAUUUUUACAGCAGCUUGAUGCGGCUGCAGGUUGUUCGCUGAGAAACUGACAGGAUGAAACUGAUCAGAAUCAACAGUAAAGAAUAAAAGCUGCUGCUGAUGUCAUCAUGGCUCUGAAGGCUCAAGUUCUGUACGACUUCACAGCUGAAACAGGAAACAACGAGCUGACUGUCAGAGAGGGCGAGACGGUCACCGUGGUCAACCAGUCUGUGGGUGGAGGCUGGAUUGAAGCUCAGAACUCCAGCGGACAGACCGGACUGGUACCUGAGGGAUAUUUACAGGUCGGCGGUGGCGAUGGCGGCAGUGGAGGGGGCUGGGACUCCUGGUCAGGGGGCGGGGCUUAUGUCAGCAGUACACAAGCUGUCGAGGAUGAUGAUGGCGAGUGGGACGACGACUGGGACGACCAAUCAGUGGGUGGUUACCAUGGUGACAGUCAGGGGGAUGGGGAGGAUGGAGCUUCAGGACGGGGCACCCACACACCCUCCGUAAAGAUCUCACUUAACAGGUUUCCGUUCUCUAAAGGUCCCAGUCCAGAAGUCUUCUUGUUAGCCAAAGCUCCAGCUAACAGCAGAGACAGACUUCCUGUCUAUAUGGGCGAGGUGGGACCAGUCUGGCUUUACCCGUCAACUCCUCUGGACUGUGUGAUCGCCGACCCCAAGAAAGAAUCUAAACUGUACGGACUGAAGAGCUUCAUCGAGUACCAGAUCACACCGAGCAUGACUAACAGAGCUGUCAAUCAUCGCUACAAGCACUUUGAUUGGCUGUAUGAACGUCUGCAGGAGAAGUUUGGCUCAGCGCUGCCCAUCCCCUCCCUCCCCGACAAACAGGUCACAGGCCGGUUCGAGGAGGACUUCAUCAGGUCGAGGAUGGAGCGGCUGCAGGCCUGGAUGACUCGGAUGUGUCGUCAUCCCGUCGUAUCUCAGAGCGACGUCUUCCAGCUCUUCCUCACCUACAGAGAUGAGAAGGAGUGGAAAACAGGGAAGAGGAAGGCGGAGAAAGACGAGACGGUCGGACCAAUGAUCUUCUGUCUGAUCGAGCCCGAAGCUACGGAGCUGGACGCUGUCGAGGUUGAACAGAGGUGUGAACAAUACAGUCGGUUCACAAAGUUGAUGGAUGACGGCGUUAAAGAGCUGCUGAACGUUGGAAACACACACUGGAAACGCUGCACAGGACCGCUGCCUAAAGAGUACGAGCGGAUUGGCCGAGCCUUCAGUAACCUGUCAGCUGUGUUCAGCAGCAGCAAAUAUCCAGGAGAAGAGACGCUGACUGAAGCUCUGACUGCUGCUGGAAAAACAUACGAGGAGAUCGCAGAGAUAGUCGCACAGCAGCCUCAGAAGGAUCUUCACUUCCUGUUGGAGACAAACGGCGAGUACAAAGGGCUGCUGGGAUGUUUCCCAGAAAUCAUUGCUGUACACAAGGCUGCAAUAGACAAAGUGAAGGAAGGAGAUCGUUUAGUUUCUGCAGGAAAAAUCAGCAACAACGACCGAAAAACCCUGAAUCAUCGAAUCAGCUGCAUGAGCUACACACUGCAGGCUGAGAUGAAUCAUUUCCAUAGCAACCGUAUCUACGACUACAACAGAGUGAUGCAGCGUUACCUGGAGGAACAGGUGACCUUCUACCAACAGAUCGCUGAUAAGCUGAGAGGAGCUCUGAGCCAGUUCACCACACUGUGAGGAUGACGUCACCGAUGACGUCACUGAUGACAUCACCGAUGACAUAAAUCUGUCACAUCUUUCUGUUAUAUGAGAAAUAGAUUUAAUAUCAAUAGAGCUGAUCACACUGAUUGAUUAUUUUUCUGACACUUUGAUAUAAAACAUUUAUUUAAAAUCUUUAAUCUUUAAUGUUCUUUUA